Coniophora puteana RWD-64-598 SS2 is the source of this 582-nucleotide messenger RNA. RefSeq lists its product as uncharacterized. Gene Ontology annotation, molecular function: N-acetyltransferase activity. NCBI's taxonomy places the organism in Eukaryota, Fungi, Basidiomycota, Agaricomycetes, Boletales, Coniophoraceae. The transcript is spliced from 5 exons. Gene Ontology annotation, biological process: protein acetylation. Bases 1 to 582 code for a protein of 193 amino acids. The record is from RefSeq and is a predicted model, not a curated record.
AUGGGCGAAAGAGUUGUCCUUGUACCUUAUAAGCCGGAGCAUGUCGAGACGUAUCACAGAUGGAUGCUCGACGAGGAUCUCAGAGAACUUACUGCAAGCGAACCUCUCACCCUUGAGGAAGAGUACGAGAUGCAGACCAAAUGGCGGAACGAUCCUGAUAAGCUCACGUUCAUCAUUCUGGCCCGUCAGCCUGAUGUCGACACCUCUAAGCUCCCCAUGAUCGGAGACGUAAACCUUUUCCUCAAAGGAGACGUAGACGAUCCAGAGUCUGAUUUCGAAGCAGAAGCGGAGAUUAUGAUUGCGGAGCCAACUUAUCGCAGGCAAGGUUUGGCACUGGAGGCGCUACAGCUUAUGCUAUCCUUCGCCACAACCUCCCGCUUCAUCGCUAGUACCUCGGUAGUCAUACCAGAGCCAGAUACAACACUCCGACCAUUGCCCAUUGACACCAGCAUCCUUGUCGUUCGGAUUUCUGCUAGCAAUGCUCCGAGCGUUGCAUUGUUCCGAUGUCUUGGCUUCAAAAUUGUGCGUCAUGUCGAGGUGUUCAACGAGCUUGAGAUGCGGUUUGACUCUAAAGCCACAUAA